GCUGAUUGUUAAAUAAAUUUAAAAAAAAAGUGUAAAAUUAUUGUGAUAUUCUAUUUAAAAUAAUUGACUGUAAUAAAUAAUAAAAAAAUGAUAUUUAAUCUAGUCUACUGCGUGCCACGUGUUCAAAAGCUCACUGAAAAAUUCCACCAAGCGUUCUCUCAUUAACUUCUUAUCAUUACCACAAUAUUUUUGUAUUUUUUACUCAACAACUACAUGCUUAAUAUAUGUAUAUGUAUAUAUUCGAAGUGAUAUAUUUGUUAAAACAUUUAUGCACCAUAUUUGUUUAUAGUGUAUUUAUUUGAAAUUUUUAAGAUUUAUUUAUUGUAAAAACAUUUGUUAAUCUCAAAUUUUAUUGUUUAUUGUGUGAGUGUGAAUUUACUCAAAAUUAUUACACUGCCGAGGAUUUCUCAGUAUCGGAAGUUUGAUGCCCUUGUCGCAGUCAUCGCGCGACCAUGGCCCCAUCGACGGAAAGCAAAAGUGACUGCUGCGAAACAAAGCAUCAGAAUGGCCAUCCAAAUGGAAAGACAGAAGAAAUACAGCUUAAUAAUUGUAACGACAAUGACAGUGAGGAAUGACAAUCAAGUUGAGGUAGACAUGGUGGUACCACCUGAUGGUGGUUGGGGUUGGGUGAUUGUUGCUGCCUCCUUUAUGUGCAAUGUCGUUGUUGAUGGUAUCAUUUUUAGCUUUGGAGUCUUCCUCAAUCAUAUAUCUGAUGCUUUUCAAGUACCCAAGUCUAGUGUUGCUGUUGCUGGUUCUCUUCAGACUGGAUUCUACUUGAUGGCAGGACCUUUUGUCUCGGCUCUUGCAAACAGAUAUGGAUUUAGACUGGUGGCAAUAGCAGGCAGUUUCAUCAGUUGUUUGGCAUUUGUUUUGUCUUUCUUCAGUACUUCCAUAGAAUAUCUUUACUUUUCUUAUGGACUUAUUGGUGGGAUUGGUGCUGGUUUAAUUUACGUACCAGCAGUAAUAACCGCAGGAUUUUAUUUCGAGAGAUGGCGCGCUUUAGCUACCGGUAUCGCGGUUUGUGGUUCUGGUAUUGGAGCUUUCGUUCUUGCCCCGGUCACCGAUCUCUUGAUAAAGCACUUUGGCUGGAGGCAAGCACUCCUAAUCCAAGCUGGAAUGCUCUUGCAUUGUGCAAUAUUUGGGGCCAUGUUCCGGCCCUUGAAACCUAGUAGGAUAAAAGUCAAAAAAUCGGAAGUAGCACAAGAGAAUUUGACAGAGAUCAAGAGUCCGUUGAUGAAAAAAAGUGCAUCAACGCAAUCACUUCACGGCAGUCAAUCGAUGACUGUGGGAUGGAUUUUUGGGACAAAUAAUAAUACUGAGUAUCCUACCGCUGCUCAAGUUAUUGCUAGUAAUCCAAAUAUUGUUAAAUCAACACAUUCCGCCCACAACAUUCUGACGCUUAGCGGUGAAAUGGAAUUAAGUACGUCAGAGAAAAGGUUAUCAGUGCCGAUUUAUUCUGAUCUAGAUGUUACGAAAAAAGAGAUAAAGACAGAAGAAGAAAAUAAUUUACUGGAUGGUGACCUAGAAAAGCUUAACGGUCGACUACCCACUUUACAAGUUCGUAGGCAUACAAUAAGUGGACGCCGUGAUCAACAUGGUAGUCAAUUGUCACUUAAAAAAGCAGGAAAACGGCAUUUUACAUCCAGAGAUCCUCAACGUCCAUUUUAUAGAGAUGAUAUUUUCUAUGGUGGUUCACUUGCUAGACUGCCUCAUUACAAAUCCCAGCUUUCUUCAGUGGGAUAUCACAUGUCAGUUACUCGUCUGCCCACAGCGACUGAUGUUGAAGAAGAAAAGAGUGGAAAUUGUUAUUUAUAUCCUGAAAGUGUUCGCCGAAUUCUUAACACUAUGUUGGAUCUUCAUUUAUUAAAAAGUCCGUCCUUCCUCAUUCUUGCUAUUAGUGGUGGCUUAACGAUGAUGGGAUUUUUCACUCCAUUUACUUAUUUACCAGAUCGUGCAAAGACUUACAAGAUCGAUGACUCAACGGCAAUGUUCUUAGUCUCUGUAAUUGGAAUAGCCAACACAAUUGGACGAAUCGUGUGUGGUAUGGGAUCAAGUCUUCCUGGAGUUGAUGCACUUGUUGUUAAUAACGUGUUCAUCAGUAUCAGUGGAAUAAUGACAAUUAUUUCAGGUCUUUCUCAUUCUAAAGAGUAUCAAUUUUUCUAUUCAGCCUCUUUUGGUUUAAGUGUGUCGGCAUUUGCAGCACUUCGAUCAAUUCUCGUCGUUGAUCUCGUGGGAUUAGAGAAGCUUACCAAUGCCUUUGGGCUUCUCUUACUAUUCCAAGGUGUUGCAGCAUCUGUUGGUGCUCCACUUGCAGGUGCAUUUAUGGAAGCAACAGGAAACUAUGAUGCAUCUUUCUAUCUGUCAGGCUCGUUAAUCCUUUUAUCUGCUGUUAUUUGUUAUCCAUUGAAGAGGAUAAAUGAUUGGGAGAAAAGACGAAGUAAAGGAAAAUCUUCCGAUAUAGAAGAGUCUUGAUUGAAACAUAAAAACUUUAUGUUUUGUUUUUUUUUUUUUAUACAAAUUAUUUAAUUGUGUGAAAUUGAAAGACUGUUUAUUGACUCCAUUUUGCUACUUAACAGCUUUGAAAUAGUGUGAUAAGACAACUCUCACGUGAAGCGGAGUCAAAUAGAAGCUGCAUUUAAUUUUUAGUGAAACACUCAAAUGAUAAAAGUGAAAUGUAUUUCUUUCUUAAUCUUUUUUCUUUCUUUUAAUUUCAUUUUAUAUUCUUUUUUUUUUUUUUAAUGUAAUAAUAUCAAAAGUGUACAUUUGAAGCAAAAAAAAUUAUUUUCACUUGAGAGAGAAUUUAUAUUUGUUGAUAAACACAUGAAAUUAUUUAAGUAUUUACUUUUUUUUGAAAAUACUCUCUCACUAAAUAAACGUUUAAUUGAUAACAAAAUAAUAUCAGAAAUAGAAAUAAAGAUGUAUAUGUACAUGUAUGUAUAUAAAAAAAAAGCAUGCUGCGAUAAAAUUAAGAGAGUGGGCAUUGGGCAAAAAUUAUCGGAAUGGCUGUUUGUUUUAAAUCCGAUUAAUUUAAUCGCUCCUAAAGUUGCCACCUAGUAUCUGUCUUAAAUGUUACUGUUACAUAUGAAGGUAUAAAAAUAUUUAGAUUAAUAACUUGAUGUUUAUAUUGUUAUAUUUAAUUAUUAUGUUUAGGUUGAACAGUUGUAAAUUUUAGGAAAUUUUUAUUUUUAAGUUAUUGUAAUUUCUACUUGUAAAUAUUGAAAAAAGAAUAACUAUUUUUCACCUAAAA
Molecule: messenger RNA, 3247 nt
Organism: Chelonus insularis
Lineage: Eukaryota; Metazoa; Arthropoda; Insecta; Hymenoptera; Braconidae
Product: monocarboxylate transporter 13-like
Exons: 13
Coding region: 505-2472 (655 amino acids)
Biological process (GO): transmembrane transport; monocarboxylic acid transport
Cellular component (GO): membrane
Molecular function (GO): monocarboxylic acid transmembrane transporter activity
Source: RefSeq, a predicted model, not a curated record